Tachysurus vachellii is the source of this 3228-nucleotide messenger RNA. RefSeq names its product SRY-box transcription factor 6 (gene sox6). Lineage: Eukaryota; Metazoa; Chordata; Actinopteri; Siluriformes; Bagridae. Gene Ontology annotation, cellular component: nucleus. The record is from RefSeq and is a predicted model, not a curated record. Gene Ontology annotation, biological process: positive regulation of chondrocyte differentiation; regulation of transcription by RNA polymerase II; cell fate commitment. The transcript is spliced from 18 exons. Gene Ontology annotation, molecular function: RNA polymerase II cis-regulatory region sequence-specific DNA binding; DNA-binding transcription factor activity, RNA polymerase II-specific. Bases 562 to 2955 code for a protein of 797 amino acids.
UGCCCCUGGCCACUCACUUUCUGAUGUUGCACGACGGGAAAUGCUUUGAAUGCUUGCGACAUGGCCGCGCACAUUGAUUGCCAAGAUUGACAGCAAGCUCUCCGCCGUCUUCUUCUCCUUUUUUCUUCUGUCCUUGUUUUCAGUUCUGCACACCAGCGGGGACAAUUUCCUAGCGGCUCUCAGCAUUUUGUUGACAGUUUUAACUUCGUAUUCCCGCCGCGCUCUGCUUUCCACUUUUAGUUGCUGUUUUGUUUUGUUUUUCGCAGAGACUGAUAUUUUUCCCUUUUGGCACGGUUUGUUUUGUGCCGUAUCGGGAUACGACGUUAGACAACGAGGCUGAGGUUUUGCCCCGCGUGGUUCACAUCGAGAAUUGUCAGCGCGUGGCUUAGCGGAAACACGGUGCCGUCGCGCGCGCUGUGCACACCGUGCCGUUUCCUGUAGCCGGGGAUCUGGAGAGCGAAACGCUUGUCGCAUUUGGUGCCGGUCAUUUUCAUGAAUUCAAAAUCAACUAACAAGUGAUCUCUGGGAGUUGGGGAUAAAGUCACACUGUUUACAACCCAAAUGCUGAACAUGGAGGGCUUUCUGCGUAGCAGCUUUUUACUGAGCAGAAUCAUGUCUUCCAAACAAGCCACCUCUCCGUUUGCCUCGGGUGCAGAUUUGGGUGAGGACGGAGCGGGUCAGGAGCGCCUGGUUUGGGAGAAGGACGAAGGCACGGAGCCGCUGGCAGCACCGCAGCUGCCCAUUCACAACCUGCUGCACGGCAAGAUGCACGGCGAGGAACUGCCUCCCGUCAGCAGCAGCGUGCCGCCCGAAUCUGACUGGGACAGCCUGGUGUCGGCCCAACAGCGCAUGGAGUCAGACAGCAAUAAAGUAUGUUCCCUCUACUCCUUCCGGAAUAACUCUACCUCUCCGCACAAGCCGGAGGAGGGGGCACGGGAGCGAGGCGACCUGCUGGGAGCCUCCGCCUUCGGAACGCCGGAGCGUCGCAAAGGGAGCCUGGCCGACGUGGUGGACACGCUGAAGCAGAAGAAGCUGGAGGAGAUGACAAAGACAGAGCAAGACGAAACUUCAUGCAUGGAAAAACUGCUUUCUAAAGACUGGAAAGAGAAAAUGGAGAGACUGAACACGAGCGAGCUUUUGGGAGAAAUACAAGGUACUCCAGAAAGUCUGGCUGAGAAAGAGAGGCAGCUUUCAACGAUGAUCACGCAGCUGAUCAGCCUGAGAGAGCAGCUCCUGGCUGCCCACGACGAGCAGAAGAAGCUGGCGGCCUCACAGAUGGAGAAGCAGAGGCAGCAAAUGGAGCUGGCUCGACAGCAACAAGAACAAAUCGCCAGGCAGCAGCAGCAACUUCUUCAGCAGCAGCACAAAAUCAAUCUCCUGCAGCAGCAGAUUCAGCAGGUCCAGGGUCACAUGCCUCCUCUCAUGAUCCCCAUUUUUCCACACGACCAGCGCACACUGGCCGCCGCCGCCGCCGCCCAGCAGGGCUUCCUCUUCCCUCCAGGCAUGUCCUACAAGCCAGGUGAUAACUACCCGGUGCAGUUCAUUCCUUCCACAAUGGCAGCUGCCGCCGCGUCAGGACUCAAUCCUCUUCAGCUCCAGCAACUGUACGCAGCCCAGCUGGCCAGUAUGCAGCUCUCUCCAGGAGCAAAGAUGGCACCACUGCCCCAGCCACCUAAUUCUGCAGGGCCACUAUCACCUGGACCCAAGAGUGAGAAGAGGUCCUCCAGCCCACUGGGCCAAGUCAAGGAGGAGGGAACGCAGCCCUUGAACCUCUCGGCCCGGCCUAAGACGGCCGAGCCAGUAAAAUCCCCCUUGUCCCCGACACACAGCCUGUUCUCAGGCAGCAAGAACAGUCCUAAUAGCCAGCCCAAGAGCGGAGGAAUCCCGAGUCCUCUCGGUCUGGGUCGAGGAUCAUCCCUCGAUAUCUUGUCUAACCUGAACUCUACGGCACUAUUUGGAGACCAGGAUGCUGUAAUGAAGGCCAUCCAGGAGGCGAGGAAAAUGAGGGAGCAGAUCCAACGUGAGCAGCUGCAGCAUCACCAACAGGGCAUGGAGGCUAAACUCUCGGCUCUCUCAGGCCUCGGUCUUAACAACUGCAGAGCUGACAAGGAACGGGUUCACUUUGAAAGCUUGGGACAUCAUCUGGGAAAACUAGGAGAUGACGGGAAGAUCGGUCAGAGAGUCAUCGAUCUGACCAGGCCGGAGGAUCUGGAUGGGAGUAAGGAGCUGAAUGGUUCUGCAGAAAAACCACAACAGUAUUAUUGUUGGCCAACAGGAGGCGCCAGCACCACUGAAGCCCGGGUGUUCAGAGAAUCGCGAGGACGGAACCCAAAUGAGCCGCACAUCAAGCGACCCAUGAACGCCUUCAUGGUGUGGGCCAAAGACGAGCGGCGCAAAAUCCUGCAGGCUUUCCCGGACAUGCACAACUCCAACAUCAGCAAAAUCCUGGGUUCUCGCUGGAAGUCCAUGUCCAACCAGGAGAAGCAGCCGUACUACGAGGAACAGGCUCGUCUGAGCAAGAUCCACCUGGAGAAGUACCCCAACUACAAGUACAAGCCUCGGCCCAAGCGCACGUGCAUCAUCGACGGCAAGAAGCUGCGCAUCGGCGAGUACAAGCAGAUGAUGCGCUCGCGGAGGCAGGAAAUGCGCCAGUUCUUCACAGUAGGGCAGCAGCCCCAGACUCAGCUCCCGAUCAGCAGCAGCGCGGGCGUCGUCUACCCCGGAGCCAUCAGCAUGACCUCGGACUGCUCGAGCAACUCGGCCAGUCCCGAGCCCACCGUCCCCGUCAUCCAGAGCACCUUCGGCAUGAAGACGGAGCCCAGCAUGCCCAGCGUGGUGCCAAGCGAACCGGUCAACGGCGAGGACGACAUGGACAUGUAUGAGGACUUCGAGGACGAACCCAAAUCGGACUACAGCAGCGAGAACGAGGUGCAGGAGCCCGUCAGCGCCAACUGAGGCUUUCGCUCACAGCGGAUAGAAGGAGUACUGAAGGAGGACGAGGAGGAAAAAAAACGACAACAAAAGAACUACAGAACAAAAUUUAACAAAAAAAAAAAGAGAGAAAAGAAAAAACUCGUUUCUGAUAAUAUAUCCCUUAGGAGCCUGCAUGCACGUGUGGCUCCCGGCUUCAUCGGCUCUUCGGUCUUAAAUGUUUCUUCGAGUGUGAAGCAGUUUGAUUGUGUUUUUUUUUUUUUUCUUUUUUUUUUUUUUUAAUUCUUAUUUGAUCAU